CGCAGUAGAGUAAAAAAACGCCAAAUAUGUGAAAAUACUCGAGCAAAAAAUGUCAAUCGUACUUAUGAAUUUGACAGAUUAGUACUUCAGCAGUCGUGGACUCCAACACUUUGCUAUGGAUAUUAUCGACGAGAAAAUCAUGGAAUCAUACAAAUCCGAUCUGUAACUGGAUUAUGGCCUUCGUUACAACAAAAAACUUGGCCUGCAUUUUGUAAUUGUUCAGUAGAAUUCAACGCAAAGCAAUUGUCACCAAUUAUAACUGAUUUGGACACUAAAUGGGUUAGUGGGUAUAAUAAUCAUACUAUGAAAAAUCUGUGGAUAAAGUAUGGGACUUGCGGAGCGAAAAUUGAUGGGAUAAAUAAUCAAUUGGAUUAUUUCAAUAAAUCACUUGAACUUUAUGAUAAAUUCAAUAUGCAUCACUUAUUGAGUAAUUUGACUAUGAAUCCGGGAAAAAAAUGUUUAACAGAAGCGCUUGAGGGUGCUUUUAAGAUAAUGUUAGGUAAAAAACUUCAAAUAAGAUGUGUCUUUAAUCGAACUACCAAAGAAUUUUACUUGUUAGGAGUAAGAUUAUGCUUUGAUUUAUCAUUUAAUCUUAUUGACUGUGAGAAAAACAAAUUUAAAGGG
Molecule: messenger RNA, 624 nt
Organism: Cotesia congregata
Lineage: Eukaryota; Metazoa; Arthropoda; Insecta; Hymenoptera; Braconidae
Source: the annotation of a GenBank genome assembly